ACCAUAGAAACCACACCCCCUCAAAACACAUGAUGCCUUUUGUGAGAAGCAUUUAUUUAUUAUAUAGUUUCUAAAAUAAAAAAAUUUAUUCAUACUUUAUUUCUCUUUCACAUUUAAAGAUCUUUAUUCAUUACUUUUUUCUCCAUUAAUUCCUAACACCCAAAAUGGAACAAGAAAGUGAUCAUAGACUAAGUAUGUCUAUGGAAGAUUUAGGUUUCAAUACUAGUUACAACAUGAAGGGAAAAUUGGGAGAAAAGCAUUAUGAUGAUGUUGGUCCAAAAGUGUUCAUAUCCAAGAACCUUGAGAUAGAAAGAAAGAGAAGGGAGAAACUUGGUUCAAGACUUUUGGUGCUUAGGUCUCUUGUACCAAUCAUCACAAGUAUGAACAAAGCAAGCAUUAUUGAGGAUGCUAUCACUUAUACCAAGAUGUUGCAAAAGGAAGUUGAGAUUCUUACAAAAGAGCUUGAUGAAAUGGAAGAAACAAGAAAGAAAAAAGAAGAGCAAAAAACAUGUGAAUCUUCUGCUGCUGGGGAAAAGAUCAAUAUAUCUUGGAUAGAGGAAGAGAUCCAGGUAGCAAAAAUUGAUGGCAGCAAUAUGUUAUGGGCCAAGAUGAUCAUUGAGAACAAGAGGGGAAGGUUCAAGAAAUUAGUAGAGGAUUUGAAUAAUUCAAACAUUGAAAUUAUUGAUCUUAGUGUUACAACUAUAGAAGGAGCAUAUCAUAUUACUGCCACCUUAAAGGGAAUGAGUGGUGAACCAAUUGAGCUUUAUCAAAUUCCAACUAUUAUGAAGUUCAAGUAGAGCAAAUGGAUCAAAAAAUUAGAGCAAAUGAAAAAGUUAUUUCUUAUGCAUUAAUCCAUCAAAUUGAAAUAAAUUUUAGGUUAUUUAAUUUCUCAAUUAACUUGUAUUGACUCUAUCAACUUUAUUCCUUAUAAUGUUUGAACUCAAAAACUACAAUAUUGCAAGUA
Trifolium pratense (red clover) is the source of this 964-nucleotide messenger RNA. Its product is annotated as transcription factor DYT1-like. The transcript has 4 exons. Bases 165 to 797 code for a protein of 210 amino acids. The record is from RefSeq and is a predicted model, not a curated record. Gene Ontology annotation, biological process: regulation of DNA-templated transcription. NCBI's taxonomy places the organism in Eukaryota, Viridiplantae, Streptophyta, Magnoliopsida, Fabales, Fabaceae. Gene Ontology annotation, molecular function: DNA-binding transcription factor activity; sequence-specific DNA binding; protein dimerization activity. Gene Ontology annotation, cellular component: nucleus.